This is a messenger RNA of Branchiostoma floridae (Florida lancelet), 1749 nucleotides long. Its product is annotated as fibrous sheath CABYR-binding protein-like. Bases 187 to 1032 code for a protein of 281 amino acids. Gene Ontology annotation, molecular function: calmodulin binding. The record is from RefSeq and is a predicted model, not a curated record. Lineage: Eukaryota; Metazoa; Chordata; Leptocardii; Amphioxiformes; Branchiostomatidae. The transcript has 4 exons.
GCGUCCAUUUUUUGCCCGAGGUCUCAUGGGAAUGCGGAAGUGACACCUGCGUGACCAAACAACCACCUGUUUGCGCUAGCAACAGGUGCAUAGUGUCCUCCUAUACAAAUAUUUCUCAAAAAGGGGGGUAAAUAAGCAAACACAAACCGGUGCUUGGCGAUCAAGACUAGAACGAUAACGUUAAACAUGUCUGUGAGCUACGGCCCCGUACGGUUAGCGGUCCCGCCCGGUUUCAAGUCGCUCCUCGAGGACUUGAGCCGGGAGGUCCUACGAGAGCAGCCGGACAACAUCCCCGAGUUUGCCGCCAAAUAUUUCGAAGGGCUCCUGAAGGCCAGAGAAACUGGUGACUACCACUCGGUAGAAGAGCUCAGACAGCGGGACCUAAGAGACAGAGGGGAGCCCAGGGCUGUAACAGUAGACCUAGAACCAUCAGAGCCCAGUGUAAGUGAACCCCCCACAGAAGCUCCAUCCCAGCCGGCUGCACCCCCAGGGGGAGGGGCAGUGGAGGAGGAGGAGGAGGAGGAGGAGAUGCCUGACCUGGACGACCCUGAGGUGGCCGAUGCUGCACUGAAGAUACAGGCUGGCUUCAGGGGCUUCAAGGCAAGAAAAAGUCUUCACACCACAGAGUCACAGCCUGAGGCAGCAGCUCCAGCAGAAGAGGCAAAGCCAGCAGAGACAACAGAAGAUGCAGCAGGGGAGGCCCCAGCAGAGGAGGCUCCAGCAGAAGCAGCUCCAGCAGAAGCAGCUCCAGAGGAGGCUCCUGCAGAAGCAGCUUCAGAAGAGGCUCCUGCAGAGGAGGCCCCAGCAGCAGAGGAGGCACCAGCAGAGGAGGCCCCAGCGGCAGAGGAAGCUCCAGCAGAAGCUCCUGCUGAAGAGGCUCCAGCAGCAGAAGAGACUCCAGCAGAAGAGACUCCAGCAGAAGCCCCAGCAGAGGAAGCUCCAGCAGAAGCCCCAGCAGAGGAAGCCCCAGCAGAAGAGACUCCAGCAGAAGAGACUCCAGCAGAGGCAACCCCGGCAGAAGCGGAGGCAUGAGUAUCUAUCUCACAGUCACCAAUGGCUCAGUCAGUCGGACGAUAUCUAACUCCUCUGCGAUCAAAUCUAGGGAUCAGAAUCAGGUCACUAUCAUCACUGAUAACUACGUACUGUCUGACAGUCACUCUGUGCUUCCAUUAACCACAGUUCACAAACACAUCAGACAACGUUCUUAAAAAGAACUGCCGUGCCAUAGAAUUCUCCCUUGAAAGAUAAGUGCCAUGCAGUCACACAUCCUUGAACAUUCAUCCGUCCAUUAGCUUAAUUGAGUGUAAGACUUUCUCGUCACAAAGAGCCAUCAACUCAUGAGUGUGACACCGUUCUUUAAAAAAAGGACUACUGGACCUUAAAAAAUGCCAUGGUUUAAAAAGUGCCACACAGUGAAUGUUUUUCUGUACAGUGAAAAGUUUGGUCCAUUAACAGUUGAGUGUGAAGUGUUAAAUGUUUGUUUUACAAAAAGCCAUAUAUAUAUUUAGACGUGUUGCUGCUAGAGCUUUUAGCCAUAGUUCAUCAUGAACACUAGCAAAAAUGUGUCCGUUUUUAUGUCUGUAUGUACACAAAUGCAUAUUUUGUACCAGAGAGUGCCAUAUUGAGAUUUGUUGUUUUGCAAUGUUGCUUUUUAGUUUGUAGAGAAAUUUCUCAUGCAGAAAGCUCAGUGCCAGUAUUAAAGUAUUAAUCAUUUAAUUUGUCAACUUGUUUGCUGUUGCUCGAUAUAUU